GAAGUUCCAGGUUCCGUAAUUAAAAAAAAAAAUCACCUGCUCGCCGUCGUCGCCGCCGCCUCCACCGCUGCCUCCACUGCCGCCAAAAUUCCUCCCUCCGAAUGUCAGCCAUAUUCGCCUCGAAUCACCCAUCUAUUUUGUAUUUUUGAUGAUUGUUGUUUUUUUUUUUUUAAAAUGAACAAAAAAAUUUGGAAUUUUUUUUUUUUUUUUUUUUUUUUUCAGAUUUAGAGUGUUUUAGAGAGUUAGAGAGAGAAGUAAGAAAGUGAGAAAUGUUGGUCGGGAAGUGGAAAAAACUGUAUUUAAAUGUUAGGGGUAAAAUUGGAAUUUCAAGUCAAAAUGGGAGCGUUACCCGGUAAAAUGGGAGCGACGAAUAACAACCCCCUUUGAAAGUUCUUGAAAACUUGUAUCUAAAUCUGAGUUGAGAUCAAUUUGGAAGAGUAGAAUAGUAAGGUUGAAGAUUUGGAUUAUUUUGGGAUUGUGAUGAGUUUUGAGAUUUUAUUGGGGUUUUUUUUUUCCUAUUGCAUUUUGAAAUAUUCAUCUCAACAUAAUUUGUUUUUUAUAAGAGAGUAAUAUUCAUUUUCAUAGAAGUUGUUUCAAAAUAUUGACCUCAUUUUAUAGAAAAAAAUAAAAUAGAGCCUUAUGUGAUAGGAAAAAUGGAAAAGAAAAAUCCAACCUUCAUUUUAUUCCUCAAAAAUCCAACAUUUAUACCCCACCUUCUCCUAUAGAUCCAUUUGACCUCUAACUUGUUAAACUGGUUAAAUUUAUUUAUUUAUUUAUUUUAAAUUCUUUCACUCCUCUUUCUCUCUCCUAUCUCCUAAAAACUGAAACAAUAGAACCACCACGCACCUCCGUCGCCACCACCACCGCUGCCACCAUUUACCCCACCCUACCAAAAUCCAGAACCGAAACCCUUCUCCCACUCCUACCUAUGCUCGAAACCACAAGCCCAGACUCAAUUAAACCUUCGAUUUGCUUUGACUGUGGGGCUGCCACCACCGAUUUGCUUCGAUUAAACCACAACAUCAGUUAAUUGUUGUUGUUGUCGGCGAGUUGAUGUUGUUGGUGAAGGGAAAUUGGUGGGCUGAACUUCUGAAGUGUGUGGUUGUGUUGCUGGUGUCGUGUGGUGGCGAGCAAGGUGGAUGUGGAUUGGUGAUUGGGGGGAACUUUGUAGCGUGAGGUUGGAGUUGGAGGGCGGUGCGGUUGUGAUUGCGGUUGUUGCGGGCUGCUGAAACGGAGAUUGGAAAUGGAGGUAGGGGCCGCUUGGUGGCGGGAGGAGUGUAGUGGGUUUUCCAGUGGAGAGGAGAUUGGGGUUGCCGGGUUCUGGUGGCUGGUGGGCGGUGGGGAUGUGGUGGUCAAGGAAGGACGGUGGGCGGGUUUCUGAUUUUUUUUUGUUUUUUUGUUUUAUUUUUAAAUUAUUUUGUUUAAUGGAUCUAUAUGGUGGUCAAGGAAAGACGGUGGGCGGUGGGGAUGUGGUGGUCAUCAACAUGUAAUGGAUCUAUAUGAGAAAGUGGGGUAUAAAGGUUGGAUUUUUGAGGAAUAAAAUGAAGGUUGGAUUUUUAGGAGGAAAAAGUGCAAAUGUUGGAUUUUUCUUUUCCAUUUUUCCCAUGUGAUAUUAGACGAGUCUUCAAAUUUACAUGAUAAAAUUAAACGAGCACAAGUUGAAUAGUAGUUUAACGAAUUUAGUGAAUAACAAGUACAAGUCGAGCACGAGCCAUGUUUUUGGAGCAUGAGUCGAGAACAUAUUAUCUCAUGAUUGACUCGCUUGAUUAGCAUCAAUUGCGGUCAAGCAAUCAAGCAUUAGGUUCACUCUAAACCCAAACCAUCAAUUCCUAGUUAUAGAAAUUACCCAAAAAAAAAAAAAAAAAAAAAAAAAAAGAGAGUCAAUGAUCAAAUAAAACCUCCAUCCACCGAAAAGAAGUUAAGAAUUCCCCUCUUGACUCAUCCCAGCAAUGGCCGGGAAAUGGUUACCAGUGGCGAAUCUAACAUCAAGCAAAAGACCAAUCCUCACCGGCGACGAAGUAGAAUGCUUCUACCUUUCGAGCAUCGAUAUUGAACCCGACUUCACAACCCACCCAACUCUCUCCCCUUACACUUCCGGCAUCCUCAGAUUCCUCACUCUCACCACUCACCGCCUCAUCUGGAUUUCUCCAUCCUCCGACACCGCUUCAAUCUCCCUCUCUCAUAUCACUCACAUUUACCCCCCUAAAAAAUCCCUAAAAUCUAUGCUAUCUAUUUCCAGUCCAAGGGUUAAAUUUGACUAUUCACACCCUUCAAUGGGGUCAAUUGCGGUGACGCUGGUGAUGAGGGGGAAAUCGGAUAACCAUGAGUUGUUUUAUGAGAAGUUUUGGGCAGCGUGGAAGGGUAGAGCGUGGGAGAGUUCUGGUGCUGUGGCGGCAGCCGAGGCGGGGGCAGGGGCGGGGGAGGGGAGUAGUGUGGCGAUUCGGGUGCCAGUUGUGGGUGUUGCGGGGAUAUUGAGGAAAGAGCAGGAGAUGUGGGAGAGUACUGAUAAGACUUUGCAGGAUGCUUUUCAGGAUUUGAAUGCUCUAAUGAGUAAAGCGAGAGAGAUGGUAAAGUUAGCCGAGAGAAUGAGGCAAAAGCUUUUGGCAGGGUCAACUAGUCAAUCUAGUAAUGCAAGUGAUGAGGAGAUGAGCUCCAAAGAAGAUGUGCAAGAAUUGUUGCUCAGUGUUGGUAUCAUAUCGCCAGUGACAAAGGAAUCUGCUGGGGCAUUGUAUCAUCAGCAGUUGUCUCGCCAGUUAGCAGACUUUGCCAGGGUUCCAUUGGAGAGAGCUGGAGGAAUGAUUAAUCUUAUUGAUGUAUAUUGCCUUUUCAAUCGUGCUCGUGGCACAGAGUUGAUUUCACCUGAUGAUUUAUUGCAAGCAUGUACUCUUUGGGAGAAGCUCGAUGUUCCUAUAAUGCUGCGGAAGUUUGAUAGUGGUGUUAUGGUCAUUCAAAGCAAGUCCCAAAGUGAUGAAGAGGUUUUUGGUAGAAUCAGAACACUUGUACUGAAAACUGAAGCCCUCCGAGUUGGUAUAAGUGCAAGCGAUGCUGCAAUGACUCUUGAGAUAGCCCCAGCUAUGGCCAAGGAGCAUCUUCUUGCUGCUGAAAGUAAAGGUCUACUUUGCAGGGAUACUAGUCCAGAUGGCUUCAGAUUUUUUGUUAAUCUUUUUCCAGAGAUCAAUUUGGAUGACAUGUACCUGGUGAAUGAAAGUGGGAUUUAUGCUUCCUGGGUUGCUGCUGUCGGAGAAUCAUAGUAAGAUGGCUUAAACAUUCAAAUGUCAAUAAUCUUUGCAAUCAAGUAUAAAUAACCCAUGUGAUGCAUAACAUCUUUACACGGAGUUGUUGAUAACCUGAGAACGGCGAGAAGUGUACCAAGGAUACGUCUUAUGUAACAUAAAUUCAUUGAUGUAACCUUGUUAUAAGUUGCAGAAUUCUUGGGGUUCUGUAAUAUUUCCAUUGUAAGAAAUUCAAAUUAGGUUUUUGUUUUGUUGGCCUCCUCCUUUAAUAUCUUCCAAGUGGUCAAGAUUUGUCGACAACAGCAAUAGUUGUGCAGUAGAAAUAGAAAAGAGAAAAGAAGCAAGUUUAACAAGUACUCGCUUGUAUAAACAACAAUUAUAUCCUUGUGCAUGGAUUUCAUUUUACUUCAUCCGUUAUUUUAGAUGCAUCACUUUUUAUAGAUAAAAGUUUCAAUUUA
Molecule: messenger RNA, 3691 nt
Organism: Chenopodium quinoa (quinoa)
Lineage: Eukaryota; Viridiplantae; Streptophyta; Magnoliopsida; Caryophyllales; Amaranthaceae
Product: vacuolar protein sorting-associated protein 36-like
Exons: 9
Coding region: 1950-3251 (433 amino acids)
Biological process (GO): protein transport to vacuole involved in ubiquitin-dependent protein catabolic process via the multivesicular body sorting pathway
Cellular component (GO): ESCRT II complex; late endosome membrane
Molecular function (GO): phosphatidylinositol-3-phosphate binding; ubiquitin binding
Source: RefSeq, a predicted model, not a curated record